UAAACGGAAAACACCAACAACCGCCGCUGGGUUCUUGGAACACAGCAAGCUUGGGUUCUUUGAAGGAACCCAAGUGCGAGUUUGGGGGAACCCAACGCUUGGGUUCGAAGAACCCAAGUGUGGGUUUGAAGAACCCAGCAUGCUUGGGUUCUUCAAACCCGCGCCUGGGUUCCUUCGAAGAACCCAAGCAUGCUGGGCUCUUCAAGGAACCCAGGCACGGGUUCAAGGGAACCUAGUGCCUGGGGUUCUUUGAACCCAAGCAUGGGUUUGAAGAACCCAGCAGGCUUGGGUUCUUCAAACCCGCACCUAG
Rubroshorea leprosula is the source of this 310-nucleotide messenger RNA. NCBI's taxonomy places the organism in Eukaryota, Viridiplantae, Streptophyta, Magnoliopsida, Malvales, Dipterocarpaceae. The record is from the annotation of a GenBank genome assembly.